Molecule: messenger RNA, 2184 nt
Organism: Adelges cooleyi (spruce gall adelgid)
Lineage: Eukaryota; Metazoa; Arthropoda; Insecta; Hemiptera; Adelgidae
Exons: 7
Coding region: 414-1295 (293 amino acids)
Biological process (GO): synapse organization
Cellular component (GO): neuron projection membrane
Source: RefSeq, a predicted model, not a curated record
GUCACUUGUGUGGACUGAGUAACAAUAUCUAAACGACAGCCAAACGGUCUUGCAGUAGUCCCAUGUGGCUUUGGCUCGACGAUACCGUGUGGAUAACCGUGUCCGGGCGCGAGCGAGUGCAGCUUUUUUUCUCUGUUCAUACCCCGCUGACCUUAUGUGUGUACACUGGUCGACAGCUUUAAUAUAAUAGUAUAAACACAAAAAUAUUAUUGUUCAUCGCAAAUGAAUGUGAAAAAAUUGUACAGCCAAAUGAAAUUUCGGAAAACGAUCGAGUGCGACCGCCGGUAAAACCGUUAUAGGACUUACAUUUUCAUUGCCGUGGAAAUUUCGCAUGGGUUUACGGGUUGGCCAUUUCGGACGACCGGCAUCGAUAGUAUUGUUUUAUCGUGAUAAAAUGAACCGUCGACGAUAACAUGAAGUGGAUUUUAAUUGUUUAUAUAUUUAGCGUUUUAAUUCGAGACGGACGCGUUUCAGGUAGCCCGACCAAGAGAAAAAUUGACGAACAGCUAAAAACGUAUUUUGAAAGUGCUCCGCAAAAUGUGUUCGCUUCCGCCGGCCAAAGUGUCCUGUUACCGUGCCGAGUUAGGCAUCUAAACGAUAAAGUGGUCUCGUGGAUUCGAAUGCGGGAUUUGCACAUACUUACAUCUGGUCCAUUUUUAUUCACCAACGAUGGUCGUUUUGGAAUACAUCAUCCACUACGAGAAUCUGCAAUAUGGAAUUUGCAGAUUAAAGAUGUAUCACAGAGAGAUAUGGGAUCUUACGAGUGUCAAGUUAACACCGAACCGAAAAUUAAAUUUCUUGUUAACCUUACAGUGUUUGAAUCGGAUGUCAUGAUUGGCGAUAUGGGAGAAGCGCCUAUUGAUGACGGCGAACAAACUGAAGGAAAGACUUAUAACAACGAACCAUCAGAAAGGCGAAUGACGCCGGGCGGAUCGUUAACAUUCACAUGUGGCGUUCAUCAGACCAACCUGACUCGGGAAACUAUACAAUGGUAUCACAACGAUAAACCAAUUUUGAUACAAGGCCACAAAAGCAGCAUAAGUAUCGAGACGGAUAGAUCGCCAAACAAAAUAGUUAGUCGUCUAACACUGGCCAACGUUACUUACCCUGAUUCUGGUAAAUACACUUGCGUGUCAGGCUAUUGGACUUCUAGUUCAUUCACAUUACACGUUAUUCUAUCAGCCAAUGAAUUAACAUUACAAGAUGGCUUAACGGCAGAGGGAUCUUACCACAGUGGUUGUGCUAAGUUACUAUCAAUGGUCAUCGUUAAUUUCAUAAUUCGCUCAAACAACUGAUUUGAUUCAGUCAAAAAACUGCAAAUAGCUUUAAUUUUUAUAACUAUAAUCAUGUAUUUUUGUAAUUAAAAUAUUAUAAUUUGCAUUAAGUACGUACCAUUAAUUAUAUUAUAAUUAAAAUAUUUGUUCACUUUUAGGAUAUAAAAAAGUGUUACUUUUUAAUAAUAUUUAAUAAUAAACAUUCUGUUAAGAUAUUAUAAAAAACGCAAUCGAUUUUAUUGUGUAGAUGACGACUUCUAUUAUAAAAUAUUAUUGUUUUCAGAAAGUUAAUUCAAAGAAAAUAAAUAAGUGAUAAGAGUUGGAAGCAGGUUCAUGGUUGAACGUGCUAUAAAUAUCAAUAACAACAUAUUGAGUGGUUCACGGUAAAAUUAUCAUCCUGUAUGUUAUGAAGAUGACGAGAGGAGCGAGUAAAGAAACGACGAUGAAAGAUUUGUGGAUUGUGAGAAAUGGCUGGUCUGUCCUAUUUGCAUAGAAUGAAGUGAAGAAGAAAAAGAAGACUACAUUGUUAUUCCUAGGCGGUGUCAAAAUCAUGGCAUUACCAAAUGUGUUUUUUUAUCACAAUUCAAACUUUAGUAGCAUUUAGAAGAAAAUAUUUUAUCAGCCGCAUGACGGUUAUGAGUUAUACAUUGAGUUUUAUAUAAAAUACUUAAUUUAUCAAGUAAACAUUUUUUUUUUUAUUAAAUACAACUAUUUUCUUCGUCUAUUUUGUGUUUAAAAAAGAACACAUAUGAUAUCGUCUGUCAUUUCUCCUCUAAAACCGUCAAUAAACAAAUAUUUAUUUUUUAUUUAAUCAUUUAUAAUUGGGUUAUUUAUUACAAAUUUAUUUGUUAUUCAUUUAAAAUGUAUUGUUAUUUAUUAAUCUAAGAUACUUGUACAUAAAUAAUUUAUU